CUGCACUAGGGAGUUUUGCCAGCACAGCUCCGUUAAUCAGUGGAGUGAGGAGUAUGAUCCCAGAUGCAUAUAUAGGUGUUCUGGCAAAAGCUCCCUGUGUAGACACAGUUAUAGGGGCAGAACUGCUCUUGAGACAGAUAGCUCUUUCUCUCAGUGGGGGCUGGAAUAAGCCACACUGGCAAAAGCUCAAUUGUACUGGGCUUGUGAAGUUGGGGGUUCACUGUGUAACAUGUCAAAAGGUCGCGAUAAAAAUUGUCAACAGAGAGAAGCUCAGCGAGUCAGUGCUAAUGAAGGGGCCUUACGCACUGGUGCAGCUCAAUCCCUCCUAUUCUCUGCCUCAUACUGCUCUGAUCUCCUGUGGGAUGCAAGACUUUAGUCUCUCUGACUGUAUGACUGAAGUAGGAAGAAUGUUAGGGCACCUCUGAAGAUCUUUCCCACUAGGUACAGAGGAUCAGAGAAGCAGAAAAUCAGUUUAUUUCACCAAUGUACUGCGUUCAGGUGAAUCUAGGACACAGGAGACCCAGGACAUUUAUGUACUAAAAAUAAUAAAUAACAGGGAAAAUAGUAUUUCCAUGUAUCUUAAAAAGCCUCAAGGAAAAAGUUUAAAAAAAAACGCCCACAAACCUGUCAGAGUUGCUGAUUAAGAAAAACUGUACUGGCCUGCUUGUAUGAGUUACUAUUCUCAUGAUGAAGAGCUUGAUUUUAAGUGUAGGUGGAUUAGUGGUACGGCAAGCAAGUCUUGUGGUCAGGGCCUGCUGCUUCAGUCUCUCUUUUAGAUCAGUGUGUCCUGAGCCCCUUGAAUGGUGUUCAGCUAGGUGCGCUUCCUUGUCGAUUACCCCCUAGUCCUGCCUGUCCCAGGAAUCCAGCAUGGGUCGGAAGAUCUGGAGACUCCUGCUCCACUGGGUGCGAGCCUGGGGAUGUUGGCUCUCCUACUGAAAGUGAAACCGUGAAACAGUAGGGUGGGCCUAUGUUCAGGGCACCUCCUGCUCACCUUCCUCUAAAUCAUGUCCUACAGGUUGUACCUCCCUUCACCGGGACUCUCUGGUCCGGCAACAUCCAU
Molecule: messenger RNA, 1060 nt
Organism: Pelodiscus sinensis (Chinese soft-shelled turtle)
Lineage: Eukaryota; Metazoa; Chordata; Testudines; Trionychidae
Source: RefSeq, a predicted model, not a curated record